Sorex fumeus (smoky shrew) is the source of this 2276-nucleotide messenger RNA. It is a transcript of the gene JPH3, whose product is annotated as junctophilin 3. Gene Ontology annotation, biological process: regulation of synaptic plasticity. The record is from RefSeq and is a predicted model, not a curated record. The transcript has 5 exons. NCBI's taxonomy places the organism in Eukaryota, Metazoa, Chordata, Mammalia, Eulipotyphla, Soricidae. Bases 123 to 2228 code for a protein of 701 amino acids. Gene Ontology annotation, cellular component: endoplasmic reticulum membrane; plasma membrane; junctional membrane complex.
GCCGCCGAGCAGCCGCCGCCGCCGCCGGGCGCGCCCCGCGUCUCCGGCCCGCCGCGGCGCCCCCGCCUCGCCCCGCGCCUCCCGGCCCACCCUUGGCGGGGUUCGCGAACCGCGUUUCAUGCAUGUCCAGUGGGGGAAGGUUUAAUUUUGACGAUGGAGGGUCCUACUGCGGAGGAUGGGAGGACGGCAAGGCGCACGGCCACGGCGUCUGCACCGGCCCCAAGGGCCAAGGCGAAUACACCGGCUCGUGGAGCCACGGCUUCGAGGUGCUGGGCGUCUACACCUGGCCCAGCGGCAACGCGUACCAGGGCACCUGGGCGCAGGGCAAGCGCCACGGCAUCGGCCUGGAGAGCAAGGGGAAGUGGGUGUACAAGGGCGAGUGGACGCACGGAUUUAAGGGGCGCUACGGGGUGCGGGAGUGCACGGGCCACGGCGCCAAGUACGAAGGGACGUGGAGCAACGGGCUGCAGGACGGCUACGGGACCGAGACGUACCCGGACGGAGGGACCUACCAGGGGCAGUGGGUGGGCGGCAUGCGCCAGGGCUACGGCGUCCGGCAGAGUGUGCCCUACGGCAUGGCGGCCGUCAUCCGCUCGCCCCUGAGGACGUCCAUCAACUCCCUGCGGAGCGAACACACCAACGGGGCGGCCCUGCACCCCGACGCCGCCCCGGCGCUGGCCGGCAGCCCGGCCGUGUCGCGGGGCGGCUUCGUGCUGGUGGCGCACAGCGACUCGGACAUCCUCCGGAGCAAGAAGAAGGGCCUGUUCCGGCGCUCGCUGCUCAGCGGGCUCAAGCUCCGGCGCUCCGAGUCCAAGAGCAGCCUGGCCAGCCAGCGCAGCAAGCAGAGCUCCUUCCGCAGCGAGGCCGGCAUGAGCACCGUCAGCUCCACGGCCAGCGACAUCCACUCCACCGUCAGCCUGGGCGAGGGCGAGGCCGAGCUCUCGGCCGUGGAGGACGACAUCGACGCCACCACCACCGAGACGUACGUGGGCGAGUGGAAGCACGACAAGCGCGCGGGCUUCGGCGUCAGCCAGCGCUCCGACGGGCUCAAGUUCGAGGGCGAGUGGGCCGGCAACCGGCGGCACGGCUAUGGCUGCAUGACCUUCCCCGACGGCACCAAGGAGGAGGGCAAGUACAAGCAGAACGUGCUCGUCAGCGGCAAGCGCAAGAACCUCAUCCCGCUGCGCGCCAGCAAGAUCCGCGAGAAGGUGGACCGGGCCGUGGAGGCGGCCGAGCGGGCGGCCACCAUCGCCAAGCAGAAGGCCGAGAUCGCCGCGUCCAGGACGUCCCACUCCCGGGCCAAGGCCGAGGCGGCACUCACAGCAGCCCAGAAGGCACAGGAGGAAGCCCGGAUCGCCAGGAUCACUGCCAAAGAGUUCUCGCCCUCCUUCCAGCACCGGGAGAACGGGCUCGAGUACCAGCGGCCGAAGCCUCAGCUGUCCAGUGACGCCCUGGAGGUCACCUCCACGGGGACGGCCCUGCAGGAGAGCCCCGAGCUGUACCGCAAAGGCACGACACCCUCGGACCUCAGCCCCGACGCCAGCCCCGACGCCAGUCCGACGCCCACCCCCCGCAACAAGCCGCCGCACCUGGCCCGGCAGGUGUCUGUGGACGAGGAGCGCGGUGGCCACAUCCAGAUGCUGCUGGCCGAGAAGGGGGUUGCCCGGGGCUCCGGCCACAAGCAGCCCGGGAACCCCAAGGCCCGGGAGCGGCCCGAGUCACCCACCUGCUUCUGGACUCCACAGCCCCGGGCCGGGCCCCCGGGUAGCGGCGGCGGCGGCGGCGUCAGGCUGGCCGAGCUGGACGAGCGGCCGAGCAAGUACGAGAUGGAGCUGAAGCCGCUGCUCCGCGUGGACGCGGCCCUGCAGGAGUCGCAGCCCCAGAGGCGGCGCCCCAGCAAGGGGGGGCCCUGCCGGGGCGCGGGGGACGACCGGGCCUUCGGGGCGCAGAGACUGAGGGCCAAGGCCCAGGGCAAGGAGAACGCCAGGCCGGCGGCCGAGCCCGCGGUGCAGAGACUGGAGAGCCUGCGGCUGGGCGGCCGUGCCGAGCCCCGGCUGCUGCGCUGGGACCUCACCUUCUCCCCGCCGCAGCGCUCGGCCCCGGUGGAGUCCGACCAGGAGACCCGGGACCAGCUCAAGCCCAGCUCGGGCUCCGCCCCCCUCCUGGUCGCCAUGGUGAUCCUGCUCAACAUCGGCGUGGUCAUCCUGUUCAUCAACUUCUUCAUCUGAAGGGCAGGCGCGGGGCCACGAGACCCAGCCCCCGGAGGGGCGGCCUCA